Peromyscus eremicus (cactus mouse) is the source of this 1175-nucleotide messenger RNA. It is a transcript of the gene Spic, whose product is annotated as Spi-C transcription factor. The transcript has 5 exons. Gene Ontology annotation, molecular function: DNA-binding transcription factor activity, RNA polymerase II-specific; sequence-specific DNA binding. Bases 300 to 1175 code for a protein of 291 amino acids. The record is from RefSeq and is a predicted model, not a curated record. Lineage: Eukaryota; Metazoa; Chordata; Mammalia; Rodentia; Cricetidae. Gene Ontology annotation, biological process: regulation of transcription by RNA polymerase II; cell differentiation. Gene Ontology annotation, cellular component: nucleus.
AUACAUAGAAUGACAGAAAAGUGAAACAUUCAUAGGAAAUCUUGGAAAGAAAAUUUGUUCCCAUGAAAGAAUUGAGAUGAUGGCAUUUUGCAUUUAUAAUAUUUAAAAAAAAUUUUUCUGGGCAAGAUCUGUUCAUUUAGGAUCAAAUUAAAAGUUACUUUUGUUUUAAGGUUAAUCUCAUACCUGUAAUCCAGCACUCCAGAGGCCACUCUGGAGGAGUGGUAUGAAUGGGACGCCAGCCUUCACUACAGACUGAGACCUUGUCUCAAAAAAACCCAAAGACAAAAUAAACAAAUAAUAUGUGUAAAACCUAUUUGGGAUUGUCUUUUUACUUAUUUUUCUUCCUCAGAGCCAGUGUGCAAACGAGCAGGCAAGUUCUCUACCUCGGAGCUGCUUCCUCUCCCCAGUUAGUGACAAUGAACUCCCAAAUUGCACCGCUGUUACCACAGACUUGCACUGAGCAAGACAGCCUGGGUCAAGUAUUUGAGGAUGCUUUUGAGGCGCUGACACAGCCUUCAGUUGGAGAACUUCAGUACUCCCCAGAACAUAAUAAAAAUUACAUGGCGUUCCUUAACCAUUAUCCUCACAUCAGAGGCAGUUCCAGUUGGUGUGGAAUGUUACCCCCAGAAGAGCCCACCUAUAACUGGAGAAAUGUAACUAAUGGUUCUGGGGACUUGUAUUUGGAAGAAAAUUUCCAUCAAUCUCUGCAGAGCAUAACUGAAAACCAGCUGGUACAAGCCACCCUCUUCCAGCAAAAAGGAGGAAAAGGCAGGAGGAAGCUUCGGCUGUUUGAAUACCUUUACGAAUCUCUGUGCAAUUCAGAGAUGGCAUCUUGUAUUCAGUGGGUCGAUAAAACCAAAGGCGUCUUUCAGUUUAUAUCAAAAAACAAAGAAAAGCUUGCUGAGCUUUGGGGGAAAAGAAAAGGUAACAGAAAACCCAUGACUUACCAGAAGAUGGCCAGAGCCCUGAGGAACUAUGCCAGGACUGGAGAGAUCACGAAAAUCCGGAGAAAGCUGACCUACCAGUUCAGCGAAGCUGUUCUCCAAAGACUCUCUCCAUCUCCCUUCCUGGGGAAAGACCUCUUCUACUCACAGUAUGGCCAGCCUGAUCAGGAAUAUCUCAGCUUGAGCCCCUGGAAUGCAAACUACUACGCUUAUGCCGGUUACCCGAACUAA